This is a messenger RNA of Pangasianodon hypophthalmus (striped catfish), 2919 nucleotides long. RefSeq names its product DEAD (Asp-Glu-Ala-Asp) box polypeptide 55 (gene ddx55). The transcript is spliced from 14 exons. The record is from RefSeq and is a predicted model, not a curated record. Gene Ontology annotation, cellular component: nucleolus. The coding region runs from base 84 to 1892 and encodes 602 amino acids. Gene Ontology annotation, molecular function: nucleic acid binding; ATP binding. NCBI's taxonomy places the organism in Eukaryota, Metazoa, Chordata, Actinopteri, Siluriformes, Pangasiidae.
UGUUCCCACCCGGAUCGCGCACUCUGUUGCAUCGAAAGCAUGGAAAUGUGUUUAGUGAAACAGAGAAACUGAAAAGCAGAAAAAUGGAGAGUAUAAGCGAUGGAAAAUGGGAUAGUUUACCAGUGAAACUUCACGACAGCAUACUGCUGACUCUGAAGAAGCUGGGCUUUAUUUACAUGACUCCAGUUCAGUCAGCAUGCAUCCCUCUCUUCAUGAGCAAUAAAGAUGUUGCAGCUGAAGCGGUUACAGGCAGUGGGAAGACUCUUGCUUUUGUCAUUCCUCUGCUAGAAAUCCUCCUGAAACGCGAGGAGAAGCUGAAGAAAAUGCAAGUUGGCGCUUUGAUCAUCACACCGACCCGAGAGCUGGCGAUCCAGAUCAGUGAAGUCGUGGGCCAGUUUCUUGAGGAAUUUCCUCAGUUCAGGCAGAUUCUUUUAAUUGGUGGAAGCAACCCCAUUGAAGAUGUCGAAAAGUUCAAGACCAAUGGGGCGAACAUCGUGAUUGGAACCCCUGGGCGGCUGGAGGACAUGUUCAGGAGGAAAGCUGAUGGCCUUGACUUGGCCAGCUGUGUGAAGGCUUUGGACGUGCUUGUUCUAGAUGAAGCUGACAGACUGUUGGACAUGGGCUUUGAAGCAAGCCUGAACACGAUUUUGGGCUAUUUGCCCAAGCAGAGGCGCACAGGCCUUUUCUCAGCAACGCAGACUCAGGAGCUGGAGAAGCUGGUGAGGGCUGGCCUCCGAAACCCGGUCCGUAUCACGGUGAAGGAGAAAGGAGUGGCAGCUACUAGCGUGCAGAAGACACCAGCGAGGCUUAGUAACUACUACACAAUCUGUAGAACAGAAGACAAGUUUAACACGCUGGUGGCUUUCCUGAGACAACACAAACAUGAGAAGCAGCUCGUCUUCUUCAGCACAUGCGCUUGCGUGGAGUAUUUCGGCAGAGCGCUGGAGGUCUUUAUCAAAAACGUCACCAUUCUUUGUAUCCAUGGCAAGAUGAAGGACAAGCGGAACAAGAUCUUCUCUGAGUUUCGGGAAUUAAAGAGUGGGAUACUCGUGUGCACUGAUGUGAUGGCAAGAGGCAUCGACAUCCCGGAUGUGAACUGGGUGCUACAGUACGAUCCUCCCAGCAGCGCGAGUUCUUUUGUGCAUCGAUGUGGCCGAACUGCUCGUAUCGGAAACCGAGGCAACGCUCUGGUCUUUCUCCUGCCAAUGGAGCAAUCCUACAUCAGUUUCCUGUCUAUCAAUCAAAAAUGUCCUCUCCAGCCAUAUCCUCGUGUGAAGGACGUAGUGGACGUGUUGCCCAAACUGAAGGCUCUGGCUCUAGGGGACAGGGCCGUGUUUGAGAGAGGAAUGAAGGCGUUCGUCUCGUUUGUCCAGGCUUACGCAAAGCACGAGUGCAGCCUGAUAUUCCGGCUCAAAGAUCUGGACUUUGCCGCUUUAGCUCGAGGCUUUGCUCUUCUUCGUAUGCCCAAGAUGCCUGAGUUGAGAGGCAAGACGUUCCCCGACUUUGAAGAGAUCACAGACACGGACUCCAUCCGCUUCAAGGACAAGAACCGAGAGAAACAGAGGCAGAAAUCAUUACAGGAGCAAAAGGAAAAGGAAAAGCAGGCACCAUCCCUAAAAAAGAACUUCAUUAGGAACAAAGCCUGGUCCAAGCAGAAAUCCAAGAAGGAUAAGAAGCGGAAGAUGGCUGCCAAAAGGAAGAUGAAUGAGGGAUCAGACAUGGAGGAUGAGGACAUUGACGAGCUUUUGAGCGACACACGUCUACUGAAGAAGCUGAAGAAGGGCAAAAUUAGCGAGGAAGACUUUGAUAAGGAAAUGAGUGCUGGAAGAAAUUCAAAGCAUAAAAGAGCAGGUCCCUCUCACGAGGACAGCGCAGAAGGAGAGAGUGAAUGAACACACAAACCUGGACUGUACUUCAGAUUUCAAUUCUGCUGAGAUGUCAUUGUGCUGCAUCAGCACAGGCAAAAAUUCAUACAACUUUGUGGUUUCACAUUUGUUAUUGUUGUAUAUCAGCAUCUAUAAUUAUUAAAGCCUGUAGGAUUUCUGUAGUGAGAAGAAUACUGUAUAUGUAUUGCAGAAACCGGAUUUUGUAAACAACAUUUUAAGAAUUUGACAUUUGAUUCUUAUCAUUUCAUGCAGUCUCAAAAGAGGCUUUUCUGUAAUGUCAAUUUAAACGUGUCUUUCGUUGAAAGGGGGGUGAGAACGCAUCUUAUAGGGCAGAGUUGCAUUCGCAGAAUAUCUUGUGCAGAAUAAAUGUCCAUGUAUUUACAUUACUUUAUGGUGUGACAGUUUUUCUAUAAUUCCUAAUAAUCAGUAGAUUUGGUUAGAGUACACAAAAUGCAACAGUUAUUUAAAUCAACAUUAGCUAGACAUGAAUUGCGUAACAGUAGUAGCCCUCUAAGAGAACUCCCAGUUUGGGUGAAAGGGCUUAUUUCACAGUCCACAGUCCAAUUUUGUAAUGAAAACAAAACCUUUAGGACAAAAUUAAGACAAACAUUUUAUACCAACAAGACAGUAACUGUAGUGUGUCAGGUUUCUUGUUUCAUUAUAUUACAAGCAGCAGUUUUUCUUGAUAUGUGUUUCAAGUCUGCCUGAUAUCAUAAAAUCCUCUGUUGUCAUAGCAACCUAAAAAACCAAGAGGUGUAUUACGUUUUCUCUUAAACUAAUUUUGUGUUCAUUUUCUUCUUGUUGCAAGACAUACAAAUUAAAUUUUUUAGCUUCCAGGAAUAAUAAUAGCCAAAAUAACAGUAAUAACAACAACAAUAACUAUUAUUAUUGUUACGACUGUAGGUGAAUUGUAGAAUGGAGGUACAAUUAUUUUUCAUUUAAAAACAAUGGAAGAUGCAAAUUUUGCACUCGGAUAUAUUGUGUAUUUCACAUGUAUUGUGUAAAUCACAAUAAAAGAUACUUGGUGGUGUUA